AUGAUAUUUCUAGGAAUAUUGUUUCCAACUCUAGUUUUGGCUGAGAGACUUAACUUAACUUAUUGGAACUGUGGAUCGCAAACUAAUCCAAUUUCAAUAACAGCUUCGGAAACCUAUUCAAGAUUGGCUUGUGCGAAGCCUUACUGUGAGAGUUUUGAUGGAAUUUUUAAAGUUAUUGGGGCAAUCUUACAUAUUAUUCACUGGGAUUAAAUAAUUCGGAGAACUCGAGAUUAAGAGAACUCAGAAAAUCAACUGAAUAUAUUUUUUAUAACUUUCGAAAAAAAUUUGGAAAAAUUUGAAAAAUUCACUGGUUCAGAAUGUUCAUAAUUUAAAUUCAGUUCUUUUAAUUCAUUCAUUCUCACUUUCCAAAAAUAAAAAAAUCUAUAUUUUUUCAGAUGACUUCAAUCUGUGCUGCGCAAUUCACGAUGAUUGCUAUAAUCAAAAAAAUGGCCAACAAUUUUGUGAUACCAAAUUUUGUGAUUGUUUAGAAGAUGCAAGCCGUGGAAAUGGAUUGAAAUGUUUUGUUUUUGAAGAAGCCGCGUGUUAUGCAGUUAGAAAUCAUGGAGGAAAAGCUUAUGAUUUAUCAAAUGUUGGAAAUUCGGGAGGAGUGAUUUAUAAAAUCAAGAAUAAUUCGAAAAUUGCGAAAGAGUUUGCGAAACUCUAUGAGAAUUGUGUGGUUCAGCGAUGUAAGUGAAAAAGGGAUUAUGAAACAUCGGGAAAGUAUGCAGCCUUGGGGUUUCCAAAUUUUAUCUAAAUAUAUUUUUACAAGCAUAAAAUUAGAAAGGUUCCAGUGACUUUCAACACUUGCGCAAUUAACUUUGACAACUGUAUGGAAAACACCCGAAAUCAAAAAUCCUGUAUCCAUCAGCUUCACACUUGCCUGUCAGAAACCGAUUUAAUGCGGAAAAUUGACGGAAAAUGUGAUAAAGUUGUGCAAAAUGUUAGAGAAGUGUUGAAAAAAAUUGAAAAUUCUGUGUGA
Caenorhabditis angaria is the source of this 979-nucleotide messenger RNA. The record is from the annotation of a GenBank genome assembly. Lineage: Eukaryota; Metazoa; Nematoda; Chromadorea; Rhabditida; Rhabditidae.